UUUUUUGAUUCAAAUUCGUUAGAUUCGUCGGAGAUAGGUUCCGAUUAGGGUUUUGAAAUUUCCGAUUUCGAUUAGGGUUUUGAAAUUUCCGAUUUCGAUUAGGGUUCUUCGUCAGAAAAUGGAGACGGCGAUGUUUAGUUCGGCGAGUAGUUUACUCGCAAUGCUCAACGAAACCCAUCCUUCACUGAAACUUCAAGCGCUCUCACAUCUCAAUAGAUUCGUUCAUCAGUUUUGGCCUGAGAUCUCCGCUAGUCUCCCGAUCUUAGAGUGUUUAUAUGAAGAUAAAAAGUUCGAUCAGCAUCUAAGACAGCUUGCUGCAUUGCUGAUCUCUAAGGUUUUCUUUUACUUGGGUCAGCUUAACGAUUCAUUGGCCUAUGCCCUUGGAGCUGGAUCUUUGUUUGAUGUUCCGGAUGGAUCCGAUUAUUUUCAUACGCUUCUAGCCAAAGCAAUAGAUGAGUAUGCUAGUCUCAGAUCGAAGGCAGUCGAGUUAAAUGAGACGGUGGACAUUGAUCACAGAUUGGAGGCUAUUGUUGAAAAAAUGUUGGAAAAAUGUAUUAGUGAUGAAAAGUAUCAACAAGCCAUGGGUAUUGCUAUAGAAUGCCGGAGAUUGGAUAAGUUGGAAGAAGCUAUAACAAAGAGCAAAGAUUUUCAGAGAAGUUUAUCUUACUGCAUCAAUGUUUCUCACUCUUAUAUCAACCGCAGAGACUAUAGACAUAAGGUUUUUCGAUUACUUGUUAAUGUCUACCGGAAGCUGGCUCCUUCUGAUUAUUUGAGUAUUUGUCAGUUGCUUAUGUUCUUGGAUGAACCACAUGCUGUUGCAAGCAUAUUGGAGAAGCUUCUUCGUUCAGAGGACAAGGAUGAAGCUUUACUGGCAUUGCAAAUCGCUUUUGAUCUUGUAGAGAACGAGAACCAUGGAUUUCUCAUGAGUGUUAGAGACAGCCUUCCAAUUCCCAAGAUCCUUCCUGUAGUAGCAGUUCAAGCUUCUGAAACCUCUACCGCUCAGAGGGAGAACACUGCAGGGAAUCUCCAGAUGACGGAUGAAACAGAUCCCGCAGAUGCUGUGUACGCUGAGAGGUUAACAAAGAUUAAGGGAAUUUUAUCUGGAGAGACAUCAACACAGCUGACCUCCCAGUUUCUUUAUAAACAUAACAAAUCUUUCCUGUUUAUCAUGGAGACAAAUGAACAGUCUGUUGAAUCGUGGUGUCAAUCGAAUGGUGCUGCAAUAUAUGGUAAUGCGAUAAUGCAUGCUGGAACAGCAGAGGACACAUUUUACGAGGAGAAUUUGGUUUGGCUAAGUAGGGCCACCAAUUGGGCUAAGUUUAGUGCUAUAGCGGGAUUAGGUGUUAUUCAUAGAGGUCAUCUACAACAAAGUAGGUCAGUGAUGGCUCCAUAUUUGCCUCAAGGAGGAGCAGAUGGUGGUGGGAGUACUUACUCUGAAGGUGGUGCUUUAUAUGCCCUUGGCAUUAUUCAUGCCAACCAUGGCGAGGGAAUCAGGCAAUAUCUUCGUGAUAGCCUACGAAGUACUGAUGUUGAGGUUAUUCAACAUGGAUCUUGUUUAGGUCUUGGUUUGGCAUCCUUUGGGACAGCUGAUGAAUACAUAUAUGAAGAUAUAAAAAAAGUGCUAUACACUGACAGUGCAGUUGCUGGUGAAGCUGCCGGCAUCAGCAUGGGUCUAUUAUUUGUUGGAACUACAACAAAUAAGGCAAGUGAGAUGCUCGCUUAUGCUCACAAGACCCAGCAUGAGAAGAUAAUAAGGGGACUGGCUCUAGGAACAGCUCUCACAGUAUAUGGUAGAGAAGAGGGAGCAGAUACUUUGAUUGAGCAGAUGACUAGAGAUCGUGAUCCUAUCAUUCGUUGUGGUGGAAUGUACGCACUGGCAAUGGCUUACAGAGGAACUGCAAACAACAAAGCCAUGCGUCAACUUCUGCACUUUGCUGUCUCUGAUGUCUGUGACGAUGUCAAAAGGACUGCUGUUCUCGCACUUGGAUUCAUCUUAUACUCUGAUCCAGAGCAGACUCCCCGUAUUGUAUCCCUGCUUUCCCAGUCGUACAAUCCGCAUGUCCGCUAUGGCGCAGCUCUUGCCGUAAGCAUAUCUUGUGCAGGAACUGGCCUGAGUGAAGCGAUAUCCUUGCUGGAACCACUUACAUCAGAUGUGGUUGACUUUGUUCGUCAAGGUGCUAUAAUUGCCAUGGCCAUGGUGAUGGUCCAAGUUAGUGAAGCAAGCGAUUCUCGCGUUGGAGCAUUUAGGCACCAACUUGACAAGAUUUUACCCGACGAGAUUCCAGAUGAAAUGAGCACUAUUACGGGAUCAUUUUUGGCUUCAGGUAUUCUUGAAGCUGGUGGAGGGAAUGUGACAAUACGACUUCUCUCUAAGACAAAACAAGACAAAGUCACUGCGGUUGUUGGCCUUGUNAUCUUCAGCCAGUUUUGGUAUUGGUACCCGCUAAUUUAUUUCAUAUGCUUGGCGUUCUCACCAACCGCGUUCAUUGGUUUGAACUACGAUCUCAAAUUCCCAAAGUUUGAAUUCAUGUCGCUCGCAAAACCAUCUUUGUUUGAGUAUCCAAAACGAACUGCGGUUGUUACCUCCAACACCGCCGCAAAAUUACCAAUUGCCCUGCUUUCAACCGCGGUGAAGGCUAUUAAAUCUAGGGAUAUAAACAAGACUGAAGCAGAGCAGAAGAUUAUCGCUGAAAAAGCAGCCAGUGCUGAAAAGUCUUUCAAUGAAAGUGGAGCUGGAAAAGGCAAGUCAUCAAUUGAGAAGGUAACAGACACUAUGCAGGCUGAUAGCGCAGCAACGGUGGAGAAGAAGGCUGAGUCAGAAGCAAUGUUUGAGAUUCUAUGCAACCCGACUCGGGUAGUCCCUGCACAAGACAAAUACAUAAAGUUUAUGGAGAGCAGCAGAUACGAACCGGUGAAGCUAGCUCCAUCAGGGUUCUUCCUUCUAAAGGACUUGCAUCCGCCGUAUCCCAAGGUUCUCUUUAUGACCACCGACACACCUACUUCAACGGCUGUCAAGCAAGGAUCGACGCCAGUCUGAAUACACAUCAUGGUUUUGUUUUGAUUAGUGGGUAAUUGUUGGUUUUUUUUGGUUAACAUGGAACAGUUUGGAGAUGUGGAAUUUACUACAGUUCAAGAUGGUGAAGACUUCGAUCUCAGAGAGGUUUGUUCCGUACCAAAACUUGGUAAGGUCACUUCCUGUCAUUUCUCAUCGGAUGGGAAAUUCUUGGCGAGCGCUGGACAUGAUAGGGAGGUGUUCAUCUGGAACAUGGAAACAGGUCACGCUGAGACCACUCCUGACGUACAUGCGGAUAUUAUCACUGAUGUUCGCUUCAGAUCCAAUUCAACUCUACUUGCAACAGCAUCAAUCGACCAAACUAUAAAAUUC
Messenger RNA from Camelina sativa (false flax), 3385 nucleotides. The record is from RefSeq and is a predicted model, not a curated record. NCBI's taxonomy places the organism in Eukaryota, Viridiplantae, Streptophyta, Magnoliopsida, Brassicales, Brassicaceae.